Messenger RNA from Colletotrichum karsti, 1029 nucleotides. RefSeq lists its product as uncharacterized. NCBI's taxonomy places the organism in Eukaryota, Fungi, Ascomycota, Sordariomycetes, Glomerellales, Glomerellaceae. The coding region runs from base 1 to 1029 and encodes 342 amino acids. The transcript has a single exon. The record is from RefSeq and is a predicted model, not a curated record.
AUGGCGCCCAAAGUGAAAGCUGUCAAGACGAAGUCGACAACGUCGGCGGCACCGGGCACCCCGCCAAAGCCCUUCAAAAAAGCAGCCGAUGUGCUACAGCCGUUCAUCGACACUCUCGACCCCAGGCAUGUCUACAUCGCCCACAUCGACUCCAAGCCCGCGGACUUCAAGAGAAAGAUCUUCCUCGUGCCGGUUGGCAUGAAUGUUGUCGUCGCCGCACUCUUCGUCCUGCGCAUGUGGUACAUCCUGCCCUACUAUUUCAAGUUUAUUGAGUCUGCCGCCGGCUACCCGAAUGAGACGACCUUUUCGAUUCCCGACUCAACUUGGUCGGCACUUUUGUGGGAGAUCAGCAAGCGAGGCUUCACUCUGAUGCUGGAUCUGAUGCUUUUCGUCUUUGUCUGGCCGUGGCCUGUUGAGUUCGUUUUCGGCCAAACCUACGGCAACCCAGUCCAAUGGCGGUGGAACGUCGGCUUCCGAGAGAAGGAAAUCUACGUCCGGCGCAGCCGGGAGUGGGACCAGCAACUCGGCGAUAUUUUCAAGGAGAAGGAGAAGAACCAGGCGCUUCAGUCAAUUAUUCGACAGGCUACUUCGCCGCUCCUGCUGCAGGAGAAGACGGGCUAUCUCACGAUGACGGGGCAGUGGGACCUCGACUGGAACAAGAUGGUUCUCGCCCACAACCUGGUGGACAAGAAGGGCAUUGCCUUGGACGUCUUUAGAAACCUCGUCCUGGUAUACCACGAAGACUACGAGUGGAUGUGCCUCGAGGCAGAGGGCACGAACGCCAAGGAAGACGACAGACGGAGACAAGUCUUUGCUUUCAGAGAUGCGUUGUCGACCAUUGGCAAGGAGGAUCUCUUCUUCCGCUGGAUUGAAAUUGUGCAGUUUGAGUCGUCGCAGCCUGGUGGCUUCGGACCCGAGAAGCAGACCGAAGUCGCCAAGAAGAUUCGGGACCUAUUCCAAGAGCAGGGCGUGGAUUUCGACAAGCUCUGGUUUGAAAGUACGGGGACGGAAGGACCGGCAAACAUGUGA